AUGGCGGAGAUCAAGAUCGACAACAAGGCCUUCCACGAGCGCACUUCGCGCCUCGCCAGCGCCUGGAAGAAUGACUUGCGAUCCAAGGAUGGCAACAUCUUCCACGGCGCCUCGUCCAUCGUCGUCAUGAUGGGCAAGGUGGAGGAGGUCCCCGAGCUGCACAAGAACAACGCCAUGCACUUUUGGCUUCUUGGCUACGAAUUCCCGACGACGAUGAUGCUGCUCACGACCGAGAAGAUCUACAUCCUCACGACUGCGAAGAAAGCUAACCCAAUCUCAGCGAAACAUCUGGAACAGUUGAAGAAUGGCCGGUUCCCUCUCGAGGUUCUCGUUCGAGGCAAGGACGCUGCGGAGAACGAGAAGCUUUUCGUCAAGCUCGCUGAAGUCAUCAAAUCUUCGGGUAGCAAGGUUGGCACUAUUGCCAAGGACACCUCCAAGGGCCCCUUCAUCGAAGAGUGGAAAAAGGUAUUCGCCGAUCAAUGCAAAGACAUCGAAGAGGUCGACAUUUCCCAAGCCCUCUCCCAGCAUGCCUUCUCUGUGAAGGACGAAACCGAGCUCCGAGCCAUGCGAACCGCUUCCAAGGCCUGCGUCGCCCUGAUGACCCCCUUUUUCCUCGAAGAGAUGUCGGACAUUCUUGAUAAGGAGAAGAAGGUCAAGCACAGCGCACUGGCAGACAAGGUCGACAAGAAGCUCGACGAUAACAAGUUCUGGAAGACGGUCGAGCUUCCAAACAAGACCAAACUUCCCGCGGACUUGGACCCCGCACAGCUGGACUGGGUUUUGGGCCCUCUUGUGCAGAGUGGUGGGAAAUACGACUUGAAGAUGAACUCAGAGAGCAACGACGACAUUUUGCACCCCGGUACUAUUGUUGCUGCUAUGGGCUUGCGCUACAAGUCGUACUGCUCGGCCAUCGCGCGUACGUACCUUGUAGACCCCAACAAGUCGCAGGAGAGCAACUACAAGCUUCUUUUCAACAUCCACAACAUGAUCCUCAAAGAGGUCCGCGAUGGCGUCGUUAUCAAGGAGGUCUACAACAAGGCUCUGAGCAUGAUCAAGGCCAAGAAACCUGAUUUGGAGAAACACUUCUUGAAAAACGUUGGUUGGGGUGUUGGUUUGGAGAAUAGAGACCCGACCUUGAUUCUCAACGCCAAGAACUCCCGAGCCCUGAAGGAUGGCAUGACUCUUGUCAUCACCACUGGCUUCAGCGACAUUGAGAACCCUCAACCCCAGGACAAGAACAGCAAGAUCUACUCCUUGGUCAUCACCGACACGAUCCGUGUGACAUCGAGCGAGGCAGUCGUUUUCACCGGAGAUACCCCUAUUGAUGCGGAUUCAAAUUCCUUCUUCUUCAAAGACGAGGAGGAGGCCCAGCCUACGCCCAAGAAGGAAAAGAAGGAUUCCCGAGUUGGUGCUGUCGCUACUAAAAACAUUACUUCUACGAGAUUGAGAUCCGAGCGGACGACCACAGUCGAUGACGAUGCGGACAAGAGACGCCGGGAACAUCAGAAGGACUUGGCGUCAAAGAAGCAGAAGGAGGGCCUGGCGCGCUUCUCCGAGUCUACGAGUGGGCAGAACGGCAAAGAGGUGAAGAAGUUCAAGCGUUUUGACUCAUACAAGCGCGACAACCAGUUCCCUCCCAAGGUUCGCGAACUACAGAUUGUGGUUGAUGCGAGAAAUGACACAGUGGUGCUUCCCGUAAUGGGUCGCCCUGUACCGUUCCACAUCAACACAAUCAAGAAUGCCAGCAAGAGUGAUGAGGGUGACUGGUCGUUCCUCAGAAUCAACCUUCUCUCACCUGGUCAGGGUGUCGGUCGCAAAGACGACCAGCCUUUCGAGGAUGCGUCAGCCCAUUUUGUCAGAAGUCUGACAUUUCGGUCGACGGAUGGCGACCGUUACCAAGAAAUCGCCACCCAGAUUUCCAAUAUGAAGCGGGAUGUGAACAAGAAAGAGCAGGAGAAGAAGGAGCUGGAGGAUGUUGUCGAGCAGGACAAGCUCGUCGAGAUAAGAAAUCGCCGUCCUGCUGUGCUCGAUAACGUCUUCAUUCGCCCUGCCAUGGAAGGAAAGCGAGUCCCUGGUAAGGUGGAGAUCCACCAGAAUGGUAUUCGAUACCAGUCGCCGCUUAGCACGCAGCAACGUGUCGACAUUCUGUUCUCAAACGUUCGCCACCUAUUCUUCCAGCCUUGCCAGCACGAGUUGAUUGUCAUCAUCCACAUUCACCUGAAAGACCCCAUCAUGGUUGCCAACAAGAAGAAGACCAAGGACGUGCAGUUUUACCGCGAGGCGACUGAUAUCCAGUUCGACGAAACAGGCAACCGCAAGAGAAAAUACCGGUACGGUGACGAGGACGAGUUCGAGCAGGAACAGGAGGAGCGUCGUCGCCGUGCCGAGCUUGACCGGCUGUUCCAAGGCUUUGCCCAGAAGAUUGCUGAGGCCGGCAAGAACGAGAACAUUGAAGUAGAUGUCCCCAUCAGGGAUCUCGGCUUCCACGGUGUGCCAUUCCGAAGCAACGUCUUCAUCCAGCCCACCACGGAGUGCCUGAUCCAGGUUGUCGAGCCGCCUUUCAUGGUCAUCACUUUGGACGAUAUAGAAGUGGCUCAUUUGGAACGUGUGCAAUUUGGUCUGAAGAACUUUGAUCUGGUUUUCGUCUUCAAAGAUUUCACGAGAGCACCUUACCACGUCAACACUAUUCCAGUAGAGUUCCUCGACCACGUCAAGGAGUUCUUGGAUUCUUCAGAUAUUGCAUACUCUGAGGGUCCCCUCAACCUGAACUGGCCGACCAUCAUGAAGACAGUCACUGCCGACACCCACCAGUUCUUCAUCGAUGGUGGUUGGUCCUUCUUGCAGGCAGAGUCCGACGACGAGGGCGAGGAGUCUGAGCCUGAGAGUAACUUUGAGAUCGAAUCUGACGAGCUUGACGAGGCUUCCGAAUCGAGCGAGGAAGACUCCGACUUUGGCUCAAAUGUCUCUGACGAGGAGGAUGACGCCGAGAUGAGCGACGAAGACGAGGGUGAGGACUGGGACGAGCUCGAGGCAAAGGCCAAGAAGCGCGAUCGAGAGGACGCCCGUGGCGGUGGUGACGAUGACGACCGCGGCCGCAAGAAGAGAAAGCACUGA
Molecule: messenger RNA, 3114 nt
Organism: Colletotrichum acutatum
Lineage: Eukaryota; Fungi; Ascomycota; Sordariomycetes; Glomerellales; Glomerellaceae
Product: FACT complex subunit SPT16
Exons: 5
Coding region: 1-3114 (1037 amino acids)
Biological process (GO): transcription elongation by RNA polymerase II
Cellular component (GO): FACT complex
Molecular function (GO): nucleosome binding
Source: RefSeq, a predicted model, not a curated record